Moneuplotes crassus is the source of this 648-nucleotide messenger RNA. The record is from the annotation of a GenBank genome assembly. NCBI's taxonomy places the organism in Eukaryota, Ciliophora, Spirotrichea, Euplotida, Euplotidae.
AUGAAGCAUCAGCUUGCUUAUUAUGAAUACAUAUUAGGAGAAUUCAUUGAGUUUGAUUAUCUUCAAGCUCCUUACGAAUGAGACGAAGUUUUUGAUCCAAAUAUCAAAGAGAAAUUUGAAGGACCUUUUUACAGAUGGAUGAUAUUCAAUCCGGAGACUAAAGAAGUCACAGGUUUUAUUGAUAGCUUGAAAAGGAUAAAGGAGUAUUAUGAAAGCAAUGGGCCUUACGAUGGCAUCAUAGGCUUCUCACAAGGGGGAUACAUGGUCAGAACAUUAAUGAAAGCAGAUAUUCUUGGAUUCCCAGACCUAAAACUAAGCCCAGGUUUUGUUAUUCUCAUAAGCUCAGCCAUUCCAUACUGGGACAAGAUAAAACCCAUCAUCGAAGGUGACUAUUCAAGCCCAGUUCUCUACAUCUAUGGGUCCAACGACCCUAUAACCAAACCCUUCGACUACUGUAUCUGUCCUCGAAGCGACACAACCGUCAUAUUCCACAAAAAAGCCACUACAUUCCUAAAUUCACUGACUAUUCCCUGACUCGUCUCAUAAAUUUCCUCAACAGGUUCUACCACCAAAAGUACGGUACCAAAAUCCACCUUGGUUUCACUGUGGAUGCAAAGUUUAAGCAGAAUUUUAUAGAACACUCUUCUG